Eucalyptus grandis is the source of this 1051-nucleotide messenger RNA. Its product is annotated as G-type lectin S-receptor-like serine/threonine-protein kinase At1g61500. The coding region runs from base 334 to 864 and encodes 176 amino acids. Gene Ontology annotation, molecular function: protein kinase activity. The record is from RefSeq and is a predicted model, not a curated record. Gene Ontology annotation, biological process: protein phosphorylation. Lineage: Eukaryota; Viridiplantae; Streptophyta; Magnoliopsida; Myrtales; Myrtaceae. The transcript has 2 exons.
AUCAUCACUCUUAAAAGUACCUACUUAUGAGGCAAUUUGUCCCCUUGGGCAGCACAUUAGUAGAGUAUAAUACGCUCACUUUUCCCUUCAUGCAUGUUCCUGCUGUUGUCCUCUAAUAUGACCGAGAAAACUCUUCCGUGUAUAUUCUAUGGUUCCAGUAAGUCAGUUCGCUCCGAGGUAAAUUAUAGACAAGACAACAAUGGUAAAAGGUAUGAGAAAAACAGUAUUUGCAGAGUCGGAAGUCUAUCAAGCUCCAAUUUUCUGACCUAUCAUGCCAUCGACCUUGAGUUAUGAUUUUUCGUUUAAACUACAUCUCGUGAACCGUCCACUUACAUGAUUUUGUAUGACUUUAUUAUGAUUAUGGCAUCCUAUGUACGAGAUUAUGACAUGUCCAAGUUAUUCAGCGGCUAUAUGUCUCCUGAGUAUGCCAUGGGUGGGAUGUUUUCUGAGAAAUCCGACGUUUAUAGCUUCGGAGUACUGAUGUUGGAGAUUAUCAGCAGCAAGAAGAACACAGGUUUAGAUUACCUUGGACAGCAUCUUAGUCUCCUCACUUACGCUUGGCACUUGUGGUGCGAAGGCAGAGGAUUGGACCUAAUGGAUGAAGCCAUUGCCAACGCAUUUUCACCAUCGGAAGUGAUGAGGUGCAUUCAGUUAGGGCUUCUCUGUGUGCAGGACCAUGCCACAGACAGACCCAACAUGUCGGCCGUGGUUUUAAUGCUAAGUGGGCAGUCCGAUCUUCCAGAGCCAAAGCAACCCGCAAUUACAUUUCAUAGCUCAACGACUCCCGAAGUUCACCUUCAAUCACAAGAAGGAAACAUCUUGUCCAGGAAUACCAUCAACAUUACUUUGGUUGAAGGAAGAUAAAAUUCUCAGAUGCAUUUCCUCUAUCCAAUUCAUCUUUCCAGGGAUCCGUGUUUAUCAUAUUGAAUGGCUUGAAUAACCUAUCUGGUUGUUGCACUGUUGUGUGGAUAUACAGAGUAAACAAAGAAAUGAUGAGGGGCUCUGAGUUGCUAGCUGCCUAGUUGGAUAGUUCUCUGUGUGCAUGGAUGCA